AUGGCGGCAGUACCCAUUGGUAUGGGGGAUCCGCCAUAUCUGAUGGUGUGCCGUGGCAACGAGUCAAGACUUGAGCGUGUUCUCAUCACCGUGAACAAGAGCGGCGCCGUCAAACGUGACUCGACUGGCGCCGUGACGAGUCUUUUAUGCAGCAUUUGCAGCGUUUACACCGUCGUCCGGCUGGGAUUUGGACAGGCCAGUCAAGCAGCGGCAUGGCGUGCUUGA
Molecule: messenger RNA, 225 nt
Organism: Phytophthora nicotianae INRA-310
Lineage: Eukaryota; Oomycota; Peronosporomycetes; Peronosporales; Peronosporaceae
Exons: 2
Coding region: 1-225 (74 amino acids)
Source: RefSeq, a predicted model, not a curated record